Messenger RNA from Paramecium sonneborni, 1926 nucleotides. NCBI's taxonomy places the organism in Eukaryota, Ciliophora, Oligohymenophorea, Peniculida, Parameciidae. The record is from the annotation of a GenBank genome assembly.
AUGCCUCCUAAAAGUAGAAAACUAGAGCUCAAUUCAAAUCAACUCAAGGUAAAAUGAAUAUUUUGAUUAGUCGAGAAAGAAGGAAAUACUGCAUUCCUGAAUAGAUAAUAUAAUAAAGCAAUUAUUUUAUAUACAAAAGCUCUUUGUAAGCUGAUUAUAAAAAUGAUUUUUUUAGAGAUUGAAGAGAACCCUAUUUGUUAUAAUAAUCGUUCGCAAGCAUAUAUCCAGACAGAAGAACUAGAAUUAGCUUUACAAGAUUGUAAUAAAGCAUUACAAUUAAAUCCAGGUUAUGUGAAAGCAAUCACUAACAAAGCAUAAGUGUUAUAUGAAAUGGGUUAUGUUUAAGUAAUCUUUUAAACUUAUUGUUAGGAAGCUAUAGAAUGUUUGUAGAGCAUAAAUAAUCAUACUCCAGAAAGUGAAAUGUUACUCAAUCAAUAUUAAUCAUAAUCUCUCAAAGUAAAACUGAUAUCACAUCAAGACUUUAUUAGAUUAAGGAGAAUUAGAACGAUAAAAGAGACUAUUAGAAUGGUUGAAAUAAGGAAAAGCAAUCUUUCCAAAAAUCAAAAUUGAAUGCUAUUCAGAAGAUUAUCGCGGUGUUAAUGCUAAAUAAACUAUAAGUGCCAAAGAGCUCAUUCUAUUUAUACCAAAGUCUCAUAUGAUUACUUUAGAAAUGGCUAAGGAAACUUCUAUAGCUAAAAAAAUGAUAUAAUUCAGAUUAGAUUUACUCUCACCUAAACAUUCAUUUCUAUCUACUUUCCUACUAUAAGAGAAAUUCAAACCUAAUUCAUUUUGGAAACCAUAUCUAGAUAUUUUACCAUAAUCUUAUCCCUCAUUUCCCAUAUUUUUUAAUAAUAAUGAUUUAGAAUGGCUUAAAGGCUCUCCAUUUUAAAGUAACUUUUCUUUAAUAAUAAUUAGAAUAAAUCAAAGAUAAGCUAUCUGACCUUAAAAAAGAUUAUAAUGAUAUCUGUACUAUUGCACCUGAAUUUACUUAAUAUUAAUUCCAUGAAUUCUGUUGGGCAAGAAUGACAGCCAGUAGUAGAAUUUUUGGAAUUAAUAUAAAAGGUAUAAAAACAGAUGCAUUUGUACCUUUGGCUGAUAUGCUGAAUCAUAAGAGACCUAAAUUAACCUCUUGGUGUUAUUCUGAUGAAAAAUAAGGAUUUAUCAUUGAAACUGAUGAAAAAAUAGAGCGAGGAUAAAUGAUUUUCGAUAGUUAUGGACGAAAAUGCAAUUCAAGAUUUUUAUUAAAUUAUGGUUUUGUAGUUGAAGAUAAUGAUGCAAAUGAAGUUAAUGUUAUUGCUGAAGCUGAUCAGUAUGAUCCUCUAUUGCAUUUAAAAGAAGAAGCUGUAAAAGAAUCAUUAUAAUGGCCUAAAACCUUUAGAUUAGUUAUGGAUACUGAUGGUAAUCAUAUAAAAUAUUAUCUAUUAGAAAACACUGUUAUUGAAUUUAUGAGUUAUAUCAGAUUUUUAGUAAUUAAUGAUGAAAACCAACUUUAAUUACUUUUAAAUUAAAAAGGCUACUAAAAUUUUAAACCAACUAAAACUUAACCUAUUGGAAUUUAUAAUGAAUUAGAUAUGUGGAUAAUGAUUGGUAGAAUAUGUAAAAAGUUUCUUAAACACUAUCCAACUACAUUUGAGGUGAGUUUAUAUUUAAAUUAUUUAGUAAGAUUAAGAAAUCCUAAAAAUUUGUGAAUUGACUACAAAUUAAAGAAAUUGCUUGAUUUUAAGAAUGGGAGAAAAGGAAAUUCUUAAAUUUUACUUGGAAUUCAGCGAAAAAAUGAAAUAGCUUCUAAGUAAUUUUAAUUUAUAAGUAUUAUAUUCACAAUAAUUACAAUAGGAAAUAAACAUAUUCAGUUCAAAAGAAGAAAACUACAAAUACUUAAACUAUAUUAAUAAAGUUAUUAUGUUUUAAAAUUAGAAUGAUUAAUGA